GCGUUGUUGAAAAAUUACUUGCCUUUUUUUUUUUUUUUUCCUUUGCUCCCUUUGCUGGAUGUGACCGUUAAAAUAUUGGUCGCGAGCACUGGCCAUUUUGGAAUUUUUGGGCUGCCCUGACGUUAUGGCUCCAGACGCGUCCUAAGCGCCAGCAUGUCCGAUUCCUUGCACACGCCAUUGCAGCUAAAUGAGACGAAAGAAACCGCUUCUCAAGACAAGACUCCGGACGAUUGGUUCAGGUCUCCUACCGUCAAAACUUUGAAACGCCGUCAGCUUCAACUUGGAGAAGCCAAUGACGACCAGUUUCCUACUUGGUUUGCCCAUGGCGCUAAUGCCCAAACUGUAUUUAACCGCCCAGCAUCCAGUAUACAAGACCUUUUUGCAAUACCGAAAUCACCUUCCCCUGAUUCGCCUUCCUCCUUCUUGUCUAAUAUACACCUACGCGAUAAGUCCACACAAGAGCUUAAAAUUGGCAGCAGCGGAGUACAGCCUACUACUUCAAAGCCGACCACUUCGUUACUACAUAAAUUGCAGCUGGAGAAGCAAUCGAAGCAAACCAACAAAAGACCCUUGGUUGAAAAUCACUCGCCGCCUGCUUCCAAAAAAGUCAAAGACAGUGAUUUCAACUCACAAGAAAUCGAUGAAUUUGGCGACGAUAUACCCAUUGAAGAUCUUGACGCCUUGUUAGCCAUUACGCAAGAUAGGACGGAUGCAGCCCCUCAGCCGAAAGUUGCUGUGUCAGAUAGCCCUCAGACAUUCCAGAAUAAUUCGCGAUCAAAGCGAUAUGGUCGCUUCCUCAUCAUGGAAAUCCACAGCACCAUAUAUUCCCUGGAUGACACCAGUACCCAACUACCUGAAAAGACACUUUACUUGCUGGAGGAAACAGACAAUACCGAACACCGAGUCAAAUUACGAGAUGACUGGAUUCACAGUGCCAUUGUAUGCGGCGAUCUCAUUCAUGUCAUUUGUCCCAACCCGAGAGAAAAAAUCAUCGUUGUUGAUAACAAGCAAAAUCUUUUAAUCAUACAUCCAGAUACUUUAAUCUCCAGCACUGCCGUUUCCGAUAGCUUUAUCUGUGUUCGAAGGGCUGUGCUUCGAGAUCGAAUACGAGACACAGCUGACUACAACGAGGCGCUUGUACAUGGUGAAAUUCUGCACAAGGUGUUCCAAAGUUUGAUCCCAGGUGGCGAUUUUUUGUUCGACCGAGUCAAGGCUGAAAUGAGGCGGAUCGUCAUGACCAGCGUGGAGGAAUUGUAUGCCAUAGAUCAGUCGGAAGAAAAGGUUCUGCUGAUUUUGGAACGCUAUAUACCCGGCAUGCAAUCCUGGGCUGCCACGUAUUUGACCGCCGAACCUCCAUCCCACGCAACCGUGGUCACGGAUCGAGGUCCAAGUUUUGGGCACGACCGCCAUCAACCAGUUGUGGUAGGCAUUGAAAAGGUUUUGGAUAUUGAAGAGCACAUUUGGAGUCCUAUGUAUGGAAUCAAGGGCAUGAUUGAUGUCACUGUUCAAGCCAAGGUCAAGAAAGGCUUAACCACGCAAACGCUUACCAUUCCUCUCGAAAUCAAAACGGGUGUCAAGAGUAAAAUUUUGGCUCAUCGUGCACAAACCAUACUUUACACUCUCCUAAUGCAUGACCGUUACGGUAAAGUGAUAGUAUGCCCUGACCCUCCAUUUGAGAAACGCGUUGUUCAUUUCUCGGUUUUUUUUUUUUCAGACAUCGAUAUUUCCGCUGCUAUACUAUUUUAUUCAAAGACAAAUGAUGUCCUAUUAAUCCCACCCUUAAGAAAUGAAGUUCGUGGACUUAUUAUCGGCAGAAACACCCUUGCUGUGGCUUUCAAGGAUAAUCUGCAUCUCCCGCCUAUGAUCAAAAACCUCCACACAUGUCAACGUUGUUAUUCUGUUGAUGCUUGUGUUGUACACCACAAGUCUUUAGAACGCGGUACAGCUCAAUCAAGUGGGCUUGGCCAAAUCUUUGAAGACAAGACCAAUCAUCUUAAUGACCAUCAUCUUGAAUUCUUUCGUACAUGGGAGGAGCUGAUUCGGUUAGAGGAAGGAGACAUACAUCGAUUGCGAAGAGAUAUAUGGACGGUAGAUUCUCAUACCAAGGAAAAAUCAGGUCGUUGCUGGAGUCAUUUGGAAUUCAUAGGCAAAUCCAAUCACCCCGACGACACCCACCAGAACAUCUAUGAUUUCCAAAGACAUCGUGACGAGGUGAAUCGAGCUAUCCUCAAUCACCAGGGAGAUGAUGAUGAUGAAGAAGUUAUCAGCAAUGUGACAAGACUGCAUGGCCAUAUCUCUGUGGGUGAUCCAAUUGUUGUAUCCUCGGAAGCAGAUCACAUCAAUUUGGGCAUGGGAUUUGUCACCCGCAUUCGAAAGACAAUUCUAACGGUGUCGCUCACCCGACCCUUCCGAGGUCUACCCUCUCGCCAGGCUCUCCACUUUGACGAUAAGGAGAACCAGACGUUUGCCGGAGUCAAGGAUGCUAAUACGCGAGAUACCACGCAUUACCGCAUUGACAAGGACGAAAUCGCAGCCGGCAUGGGUCUGGUUAGAAAUAAUCUGUUGACCUUGUUUUUGAGGGAAGAGGAUGGCGGCGACGCAAAGAGACGCAGACUGAUCGUUGAUUUGGAAGAACCGAGGUUUUCCGCCACCAAGGAGCACUUGGACCAUACUCCACAUCAUGAUCUCAAUACUGAUCAGCUCCGUGCUGCUGAUCAAGUUUUGAAUGCUCAAGACUAUUGUCUCAUUCUGGGCAUGCCUGGCACAGGGAAAACAACCACAAUAGCACACAUUAUUCAGAGUUUAGUCAAGCAAGGCAAAUCCAUUUUGUUGACAUCGUAUACCCAUACUGCUGUGGAUAACGUGCUCUCCAAGGUCAGAGAUAGCGGCAUCGAUGUUUUACGGAUUGGUAAUAUUGAAAAGGUGUCCCCAGCGCUACAUGACUGUAUGCCUAAUGUUGACGGCUCAUCCCAUACGGUGCAGCAGCUGGUCAAUCUCUAUGAAAAAAGUCAGGUGGUAGGCACAACUUGUCUUGGCAUUGGGCAGUAAGUUGAAGGCAUUUUCAAUGACAACCCUUGAUACAUAUCCCUGACUGCUUAUACAAAUUGUACUUAUUCUGUUGCAGCCCAAUGUUCCGCCGUCGCAAAUUCGAUUAUUGUAUAGUAGACGAGGCCUCUCAAAUCACGUUACCCGUUUGCCUUGGUCCUCUAAGAUUUGCGGAUGUCUUUGUCCUAGUCGGCGAUCAUUACCAAUUACCCCCCCUGGUAAGUUAACCUUUUUUCACCCUACUUUAACAUAGUGCUAUCCAUUCAACCAAGGCGCCGCCACCC
This is a messenger RNA of Umbelopsis ramanniana AG, 3329 nucleotides long. RefSeq lists its product as uncharacterized. The coding region runs from base 154 to 3048 and encodes 964 amino acids. Gene Ontology annotation, biological process: replication fork reversal. Lineage: Eukaryota; Fungi; Mucoromycota; Umbelopsidomycetes; Umbelopsidales; Umbelopsidaceae. The transcript is spliced from 7 exons. The record is from RefSeq and is a predicted model, not a curated record. Gene Ontology annotation, molecular function: helicase activity; 5'-flap endonuclease activity. Gene Ontology annotation, cellular component: cytoplasm.